Messenger RNA from Scomber japonicus (chub mackerel), 3114 nucleotides. It is a transcript of the gene map3k14a, whose product is annotated as mitogen-activated protein kinase kinase kinase 14a. Bases 284 to 2830 code for a protein of 848 amino acids. The record is from RefSeq and is a predicted model, not a curated record. The transcript has 16 exons. Lineage: Eukaryota; Metazoa; Chordata; Actinopteri; Scombriformes; Scombridae. Gene Ontology annotation, biological process: positive regulation of canonical NF-kappaB signal transduction; protein phosphorylation. Gene Ontology annotation, molecular function: protein kinase activity; ATP binding.
UGUUGGAGAGAGCAGAGGGAGGGGGGAAUAUGGGGAAGCGGAGAUGCAUUUCCCAUAAGUCACUGUCAGCCAGCUCCUCCCCCCAGUUGGCUGAGAGCCAGCAUCAAGCAGAGCAGAGAAGUGCGGCAGGGACUGAGCAGAGAGGGAGAAUCAGAGCACGGAGGACGAGGCAGACUUAACGGCGAGCGCCUAGUUUUGCUAAUGUAGAUGACAGGUUAUACAGAGCGGAUACGCGAGAGAGAGACAACAGAUCAGAUUGGCAUCUGUCGAUCCAACAGGUGAAAUGGCGGUGAGGCAGAGGAUUUUCAAUUCUACCGCACCUUUCUCCGGGUCACCCCAGGCUGAGCUGAAGGGGUCGUACUCAGCCUGCUCGACCACGGACCAGGAGAUAGAGGAGGAGGAGGAGGAGGGGAAGGACAAAAAAAUUGACUACCCGCCCCAUAUAAAUAAAAUCAUUACACAUGGGACUGCAGAGCAAAUUGGAGAAGCGCCACUCAAGACCUCAACCAUCAUUGCCCAGGCUGAAUGUGAAACCCACGACCAGUUUACUCCAACUGGCUGUGGAAGUACUUACGCCAAUUACACCAACAGUUCUCCGUCUGAACACAACAACGUGGCGUGCCCAACCACAGCGUCCGUCCAGGAGCUGAGCAGCUCAUCGACUCAGCCCACCCCAAAAAAGAAGACCCGGAAAAGACAAAAACGUAAGGGGAAGAAAAAAUUGGAGAAGAAUAAGGAGAAGCCACGACACAGACAUCGAGUGCCCUCUGGGGUCCCUGAACAGGAGAGUGGAGAUUCUCUGGUCCAGAUCUUGGAAGAGUCAUCUCUUGGCGAGACAAGCGACCCCAGUUCUUCUUGCUGUAGCAGCAUUGAAAGAUCAGAGGAGCAGGACAGAGGGCCUCCUUUCUACAACAAACUCUACAACCUAGGGUCCAGCUGCUCUCCUCUGAUCUGGAGCAACAAAGUCUGUGGCGGCACCCUCUCCAGUGUCCACUCCUAUGUGGACGACAGCGACUCCCUCAGCAGUGUGGGAGACUGUUCGCUGGCUUUAGCUGGCCUCAGGGGCCAUGUCAGCCAGGGGGAGCGGUGCUACGCAGCCCCCUUUUUCAAAGAGGUGGAGAGGGAAGCAAGAGAGAACGAAGAUGAUUUAUCAGCACAUGAUUCUGACUGCAACGAGGGAUUAAUCUUUGAAAACAAUAAAAUCCAGCCAGUUGACUCGGAAUACAAGGAAGGAAGGGAGUACGUCCUCCCACAGUUUAUUAAGGAAGGCUCCUAUGGCGAAGUACACAGUGCUCAAGAUGUCAACACUGGCUUCAAAUUUGCUGUCAAGAAGGUCGCUCUGAAGAUGUUUAACAGUGAGGAGGUGGGUGCGUGGAGUGCCCUCAGAUCUCCCCGCGUGUUGGAACUCUUUGGAGUGGUCAGAGAGGGGCCUAAUGUUUUGUUCUUGAUGGACCACAAAGCUGGAUCUUUGGGACAGCUGAUAGUGGAGCAGGGACGACUGCAAGAGGACCUAAGUCUCCACUACCACUCACAGGUUUUAGCAGCGCUGGAAUACCUGAUGAAGAAAAAAGUUGCUCAUCUAGAUAUUAAAGCUGACAACGUGUUACUGUCGGAGGACGGUAGAGACACUUUCCUGUGCGACUUUGGACAUGCAGAGAGACUUGACAAUCAGGGACAGAGCCUCAGUGGGUCCAAAGAUCUGAAAGGCACAGAGACCCACAUGGCCCCUGAAAUUGUGAAAGGGGAACCCCGUGGAGCCAAAGCAGAUGUGUGGAGCAGCUGCUGUAUGUUACUGCACAUGCUCAAUGGGUGUCAACCUUGGACUCGAUACUACACCUGUAUACUUUACUUGAAGAUUGCUAAUGAGCCUCCUCCUCUGAGAGAGAUCCCACCUGACUGUAACCCUCUUACGGCUGAAGUUAUCAAGGCAGGGCUCCAGAAAGAUCCAGUUAAAAGAGCAUCAGUGUUUGACCUCAAAGAAAAAACAGACAGAGCUCUGAAAGAAGUUGGAGGACUCACCAACCCAGUCAAGAGACCCUACACAGAGCCGCUGUAUGUUGCCAACAAGCCUCCUGACUUUCUGCAACUCAUUGAUAGCAGUGUUAACUCUGUGGAUGAAGAACAUCAAGAGUCUGUUGACAACGUGAUAACAGCUCAGAGGAGUGUGAAGGAGGAGGAUAUCGAUGAUGAGGAAGAGGAGGAGGCUGAUUCUGAUAAGUCAGAGCAAGGGAAACCUCUCAGUCAACAAAGGCUUAUUUCUGAGACAAAUCACAAGAGCACCACUGUUUCUGAACUUGAGCUACGUAAACUGGAGACAGAUUUCUACAUGUACAGUCUGUCCCAGCUUCAUUCUCCUGAGAAGCAGGAGCAACUCCUGUCUUGUCUCAGCAGUGACCCUUAUUCUAAUCGGGAGCCAUGGGACAAAAAGGACUCCGGCCGCUGGUCCCUGAGCCCAGGAGAUGACUUCAGCUCUGGUGUCUUUUCCUACAACAGUCAGCCGGAUGGGCAAGAUUUCAGUAUGGAUUGGCUGGUUCACACUCAAUUACCACGACCCUGCUGUUUUGAAGGGGUGGAUGUCUGCAUCAGAGAUUUCAACAGGAAAAACAUCCGGAUCAGAGAGACUCGGCGGGUAAAGGUGGGCCACAUCGCCACUGGAAUCAGUGAUCAGAUCUCCGAGAGGGUUUUCACUCUGGAGACACAGCAGGGCCAGCACAUCGCUCACGAUGAGGAGGUUCAGGAAUCCGGGCUGGAGCUCUGCUGUGUUCCUGCUCCAGACUUCAACCCUGCCUGGAGAUGGAGGAUCAGAGACGGGGUGCUGGAAACAAGAUAGAGCCCACAAUGCAUCUAUCAGCUGUCAUAUUAACUGUUGUACCACUGUUGAAAUCUUUGAAAUUCUUUCAUUUGUCUUGUUGCAUUAGAGCCAUACUAUCACUGAGGUUUAAAAAAAUUUCUUUUUAAACAAACUUGCGUCUUUAAAAGCCAUCAUGUGUGAAAACUAUUUAGCCCUUUGUCUGUUACAUGCUCAUAACUCAAAGCACAGUUCAUUUUAACCACUGUGAUGUUUACAUGUUUCCUUAUUGCAUGUUUACAUUGAGCCAUUAAACAUUAUAAUGA